Molecule: messenger RNA, 1044 nt
Organism: Dipodomys spectabilis (banner-tailed kangaroo rat)
Lineage: Eukaryota; Metazoa; Chordata; Mammalia; Rodentia; Heteromyidae
Gene: Msx1
Product: msh homeobox 1
Exons: 2
Coding region: 157-1044 (295 amino acids)
Biological process (GO): regulation of transcription by RNA polymerase II; embryonic morphogenesis
Cellular component (GO): nucleus
Molecular function (GO): RNA polymerase II transcription regulatory region sequence-specific DNA binding; DNA-binding transcription factor activity, RNA polymerase II-specific
Source: RefSeq, a predicted model, not a curated record
GGCGGCGAGCCAGGCCCAGCGUCCCGGAGCUGGCCUUCUGGGCGGCGGCGGGAGGCUCGCGCGGGAGGACCCGCCCGGCCAGGGCCCCCGAGGGGUCCCCGAGGCCCAUGCCCGGCGGCUGGCCUGUGCAGCGGCUGGAGCGCGGCCCGGCUCUGCAUGGCCCCGGCUGCUGACAUGACUUCUCGGCCGCUCGGUGUCAAAGUGGAGGACUCCGCCUUCGGCAAGCCGGCCGGGGGAGGCGCGGGCCCGGCCCCCGCCGCGGCCUCGGCCUCGGCCGCCAUGGGCGCCGACGAGGAGGGGGCCAAGCCCCGCGUGUCCCCCUCGCUCCUGCCCUUCAGUGUGGAGGCGCUCAUGGCCGAUCACAGGAAGCCGGGGGCCAAGGAGAGCGCCCCGGCGGCCUCGGAGGGCGCGCCGCCGCCGGGCGCCCGAGCCGGCCCGCUGGGCGCCCCGGACGCGCCCUCCUCGCCGCGGCCGCUCGGCCCCUUCUCGGUGGGAGGACUGCUGAAGCUGCCCGAGGACGCGAUGGUCAAAGCCGAGAGCCCGGAGAAGCCCGAGAGGUCCCCGUGGAUGCAGAGCCCGCGCUUCUCCCCGCCCCCGGCCAGGCGGCUGAGCCCUCCGGCCUGCACCCUACGAAAGCACAAGACCAACCGCAAGCCGCGGACCCCCUUCACCACGGCGCAGCUGCUGGCGCUCGAGCGCAAGUUCCGCCAGAAGCAGUACCUGUCCAUCGCCGAGCGCGCCGAGUUCUCCAGCUCUCUCAGCCUCACCGAGACGCAGGUGAAGAUCUGGUUCCAGAACCGCCGCGCCAAGGCCAAGAGACUGCAGGAGGCAGAGCUGGAGAAGCUGAAGAUGGCAGCCAAGCCCAUGCUGCCACCCGCGGCCUUCGGCCUCUCCUUCCCCCUGGGCGGCCCGGCCGCGGUGGCGGCGGCCGCCGGCGCCUCGCUCUACAGCGCCUCUGGCCCCUUCCAGCGCGCCGCGCUGCCGGUGGCACCCGUGGGACUCUACACGGCGCACGUAGGCUACAGCAUGUACCAUCUGACAUAG